AUGGCCUUUGGAAUGGCCAGCCCAGCGAUUUACUUCCAACUUUUCUCGUUUUGUAUCUUGAGUAGACAUGUUCUCGCUAAUCAAACCGUUGAGAAUGACGUUAUUCAAGAAACUCUCAGAGUUAUGUUGGGUUUCAACCAAGUUCCAACAGAAAUCACAACGGAGCCUCUGCUAUUACCGUCUCGUCAAGCUACGGAUUACAUGAAGACUUUGUACAAAGUUUAUGUGAAUGAUGAUGGGUCGGAUGAUGGUAACAUAGCACGCAACAUACAACCAUCCGUAGGAAAAAUUGAUGGUCAAGAAGUUUUGAUUUUCGACAUUUCUUCUAUCGGUGAAGGGGAACAGAUUAUGCGAGGUGAACUCCAUUUCCAUUUGAGAAAGCGUGCAAUCUCUCGCCGGCGAAUGAAGGCCCUGACUGCAAAAGCAUUAUGUACCAAUGAGUAUUGCGUUGAAUCUCAAUACCUACAUCAUUUGAACCCAACCAAUAACGAGAUUAUUUGGGAUUCAACCAAAGCCAUGGUUGAAACUCAUGCACUCGGUGGAAAACAACUAGUUGUUCGUAUCAAUCGAAAAGAUGUUAAAAUGAGAACCUACAGCGAAAUGGUACGAAGAAGCACCCCAUUCCUCCUUGUUUUCUCUCAAGCGGAUAAUAUCCUUGAUGGAGAGAAAGUUGAAGAAGAAGUUGCACGAGCUCGGAGACGUAGACGUGAGACAAAUGCGUAUUAUGUUUAUAACGAGAAUGAAGAAACGUCCACUUCUUCUCAAAAAGCAGCUAAAGAGUUUGAAAUGCAUCAAGAAACGAGAGUGCGUAAGCCAGCUGUUGUCAAGAAGUUGUCUACGGUAGACAAGUCAAUUAAACUGAGAGCACAACGACGUCAUAAGCAAAUCAAAGACGACAUAUGGGAAGGCUUUGGAGUUGAUGCCGAUGAAGAUGAAAAUGAAGAUGAGACCAGUGAUAAUGGAAUAGAUGAGUUGAGCGAGGUAACAUCCAAUGAUGUUAGAGUUGUGUUGUUACACGCUCAAGAGAAAGAAAAGGUUUGUGCACGACGUCCGUUGUCAGUUGAUUUCAUGAAAUUGGGAUGGAACAAGUAUGUGAUUGCUCCUCCAUACUUUGAGGCAGGAUAUUGUGCCGGAACAUGUUCAUACCCAUUGAAGAAGUCUUCGAACCCAACAAAUCACGCAGUUCUACAGUCUCUACUACUACCAUCAGCAACUUCGAUUGUUUGCUGUAGUCCAACUGAAAUGCAAUCAUUGACCAUUCUUUAUCUACAUCAAAAUGGGCAGAUGAUUAUUAAGAACUUCCCGAAUAUGAUCGUUCGUUCAUGCUCUUGUAAUUAA
Auanema sp. JU1783 is the source of this 1338-nucleotide messenger RNA. Lineage: Eukaryota; Metazoa; Nematoda; Chromadorea; Rhabditida; Rhabditidae. The record is from the annotation of a GenBank genome assembly.